AUCCAACCGGUUGGAAUGAAGGCUCCCUUUUUUUAUUCUUUCAACGGACCCCGAUGGAGAGAUGAUCCUUGCAUUCCCAAAUCUGGAGUUAUAUUUGCAAGCCUUCGGUUAUCCCAGAAGGGCCCUGUCGCUGAAGCCCUACAUGGGUAGUGCGAUGAUGAGACUCGAAACCGUUUCGGAAACUGUGUAGUGUGCAAUGUCAUGGCGUACCUCGUUUGAAUGGUACUUCGACCAUGCCCUACUCUUACUAUAGCUUUACUGUCGAUCUAUGGAUGGCCCCUUUGUCUCGGUGAAUUUUGUUUGCAAUUCGUUACGUGUUGUCACACUGUACGCUCAGGCCUGGAUGUGGCCUCUGGAUAUAACUCUUACAUGUACCCACGUCUGAUGUCAGUUUCUAGAUUUUUCUUUGUUUGCUUGCUUGCUAUUGAUUCUUGUCGAUCAACUCUUUUUGUUGUCUAUUCACACGUUGAACAUUCUGUUUAUGGUGUUGCUAUCUGACUUUUGUUUAUUGGUUAUGUCUGUGAUGGGGAUUGAUGUAUGUGAAUCCGAUGUA
Molecule: messenger RNA, 553 nt
Organism: Aspergillus steynii IBT 23096
Lineage: Eukaryota; Fungi; Ascomycota; Eurotiomycetes; Eurotiales; Aspergillaceae
Exons: 1
Coding region: 220-498 (92 amino acids)
Source: RefSeq, a predicted model, not a curated record